AUGUCCACCACCCCCAAACCCAACGACACAACACCCUCACCCGACACCGCACCAAUCCCAGCAACAAAACUCCUCGCCCACUUCGUCGCCACCGCAACACCCUCCUCCCACCUCACACCAGAGAUCAAGACGAAAGUAAACGAAGUCCUAAUAGACUACAUCGCCGUAACCCUCGGCGCAAUCACCAACGCGCCCUCCACGAAACCCAUCUACAACACCAUCCUCGCCCUCCAGGGUGGACCUAUUGCAAGCUCAGCGGGGAGACUUGCGAGUACAGUCAUAGGCCAUGGGAACCCCCACAUGCUGCCCCAAUACGCUGCUCUCCUAAAUUCUGCUCUGGCUCAUUCACUAGAUUUCGACGAUACCUACGCGGCGGGCACGCUGCAUGCGGGCGUUACGGCAGUCUCUGCGGCGAUGACGCAGUGGUUCAUGUUGGCGGUUAGUGUAGGGUACGAAGUCACAUGUCGGCUAGGGAGGGAAUUGGGCAUGGUCGCUUACGAGAGAGCUGUUGCUGCCAUCUCUGUGUUGAAGGGACUGGGGACGGGGGAUGUGGAGUGCGCGUUUGGGUUGGCGGGGAGUAAGGCGGGUGGGAGUAUGCAGUAUCUCGACAAUGGGGCGUGGAAUAAGAGGUUGCAUCCCGGCUUUGCGGUGUGUGAUGCGUUCAUGUGCGUCAGUCUCGCUGAGCAUGGAGUCCUGGGUGCGACGAGGGCGAUUGAGGGGGAGAUGGGAUUUUUGCAGGCUUAUAGUCCUGGGGAGAAAGAUUUGGGAAGGCUGGUGGGUGGGUUGGGCGAGGAGUGGUGUUGGUUGGAGACUUCUUUGAAGCCGUAUCCGGCGUGUAGGAUGACGCAUUGUUUCAUUGAAAUUGGGGGCAAGAUCUGUGAUGCGGAAAAGGGCGUGGCGGGGGAAUUGGUGAGGAGUGUUGAGAUGAGGAUGCCGAAGGCGAGUUUCUUGCUGGUGGGAGAUCCGACGCCGAACAAGGUGCACCCGGAUAACGCCGUUGAUGCGCAGUUCUCGGUAUACUUCCAGAUGGCGAACGCAUUAAUCCACGGGUCAACGACGGGGGUGCAGGCAUAUCAGAAGCUAGAGGAUCCAGAGAUUAGGGCGCUGUGCGAUGAGAUGGUGGUUGUAAUGGAUCCGGACAUGACGGGUCUCGCGGCGAAGGUCAAGGUGGAGUGGAUGAAUGGGAGGGUGGAUGAGUAUCAGCAGCAGUAUCCGCUUGGGGAGGUACAGCAUCCGUUCACGAGGGAUAGGGUUGAUGAGAAGUUCCAUUCGUUGGUUGAUCCGGUGUGUGGGGAGGAGAAGGCGCAGAGGAUUAUUGAUGUGGUUGAUGAUUUGGAGGGGUAUAGUGUGAAUGGUUUGUUCUUGCUGCUUCGCUGA
Messenger RNA from Fulvia fulva, 1377 nucleotides. RefSeq lists its product as uncharacterized. NCBI's taxonomy places the organism in Eukaryota, Fungi, Ascomycota, Dothideomycetes, Mycosphaerellales, Mycosphaerellaceae. The record is from RefSeq and is a predicted model, not a curated record. Gene Ontology annotation, molecular function: lyase activity. The transcript has 3 exons. Bases 1 to 1377 code for a protein of 458 amino acids.